AUGUUUUGGAUUUGGGUGGCGGUGUUCCUUGGCGUGCAUGCCGCGAUUCGAAAGCACCUCGACACCAGUGACGGGACCAAGCUACGGAGGGAAAAGAGUCGGUUUCGCAAUUGGCGAAGCAGGGUACUCCUCAACGAGGUCCACCGUGCCAAAAAUAUGCGGACCUUGGAGGAGCAGCUAGACGGCUUGUUGUGGGAGGCGGAAGUGCGGGCGGCCGAGGAGGCCAUUGCGGCAUCACACUGCGACCACAACGCAGACACCACGGUCCACCGGUUUGUACGCCGCGUGCAAGACAGCGUGGUGUCAGGGGGGGGGGGGUUGGAACCGGAGCACUUCAAUAGGGCGGGCGUGCCAAUGCGGCAUGCGCCUAUAACUGCAGAAUGGGGGAAGUGGGGUUGCCGCAAUAAGCACCCCGGAUCACGGUUUGUGUGUGACGUGGGAAUUAUAGAGGGGGCACUUGGGGUGCGGAAGCGGCGGACUUUCAUCGCAGGGCUCAUGCGACGUCAGCGGACAGGCCCUGUCACAGAACGGGAAACAACACUCUUUUUGAUUGCCGUGCUUAUUAUGGCAUGCGUGAAGCCAAACUGUUAUUGGAUGGAAAUGUCCUUUUGUAUUGUAUUUGCAGUGGAGUUCUUGCUCUCCUUUAGGUAUUUGCAGGUGGAAUUCGUUUUUGGGCACUAUUUUCGGCUUUUGAAUCGACUAAUUUGCCUGGUGGUCGCUAUUGUUCCCUCCGCGAUUCAAUUUGUCAUUCUUCGGAUGUUUCGCUUCUGUGAGGGGUGGCCACGUAUCUUUCAAGUACCCGGAGUGGCAUGUUAUAGUUUGAUGUCUCCAGCCUUGUAUUUAUUCACGAUGUGGAUGAUUUGUUUUGUGGUCAUUUGGCUCUUUUACUUCGAAACAGGUGCGGAAGGCAUCUGUCACAGCGCGCUCAGCUGUGUUUAUGUAAGUUUUCGGGAGAUGCUACUCCCCCCCUGGAACCCCACCCACGUAAAUAUUCUUACGGAGUUCCCCAUCGCAUGCCUCAUUAUUGUUGUGUUUCAACUAGUAUUCGUCCCCUUUGCUGUUACCAUUGCCCUGCAUCCGCUGCUGCGGAUGUCAAGCUUCAUUGGACGCUUCAUUCGCCUUCUCGUGCAGAGCCUGCACCACGACGUGGUGGAGUACAUAAACAGCUACUUGGAGUGUCCGUCUUGGUUUGCUCACCGGCGCCUGCACUCUGAUCUCCCCGCGCGCACUAUCACCAAGCUGCGUAUGUGGUUCUAUGACGUGCGACGUCGAAGCAACUACUCUCGGAGGGGCGAUGCGCCCCCCCACUUUGGGCCUCCUAUGUAUUUGCGAAAACGGGUGACAUCCAACCUAACUGACAGAGGAAGGAAACAGGCAAGAUUUUCCCCUGCCUUGAUGAAAGUAUUAUUUCCAAGUCACAGUUUGCAUCGCUUGAAGAGAAUGAGGCCUAUCAUAACUCCUCGGUGA
Trypanosoma conorhini is the source of this 1467-nucleotide messenger RNA. RefSeq lists its product as uncharacterized. The record is from RefSeq and is a predicted model, not a curated record. The coding region runs from base 1 to 1467 and encodes 488 amino acids. NCBI's taxonomy places the organism in Eukaryota, Euglenozoa, Kinetoplastea, Trypanosomatida, Trypanosomatidae. The transcript has a single exon.